This is a messenger RNA of Ramularia collo-cygni, 1569 nucleotides long. RefSeq lists its product as uncharacterized. NCBI's taxonomy places the organism in Eukaryota, Fungi, Ascomycota, Dothideomycetes, Mycosphaerellales, Mycosphaerellaceae. The transcript has a single exon. The record is from RefSeq and is a predicted model, not a curated record. Bases 1 to 1569 code for a protein of 522 amino acids.
AUGUCUGAUCGAGUGCGUCUACAUAUCACACCCUUCAAUCCAGAUCUCGUCGACCGCUUCAUUCCCGCGACGCUUAAACCACAGGCAACUAAUAUCUCCUUCCACGCUAUCGAGACUUUCCCAGAAAGAGGAUUCGGAUACGUAGAGCUGCCAUUUGCUGAAGCGCAGAAGCUGAAGAAUAAGUUCAACGGAAUGACGCUAAAGGGAUCCAAAGUCAAGAUUGAGGAGGCGAAGAAGGAGAAGAAAAGAAAGGUUGAUGUCGAGGAUGAAGAUGUCGAGGUGAAGAAGCCGAGCAAAAAGGUCAAGAAGGCGAAGAAGAGCGAGGGAGUGCUGGUAGGCCAUGAGCUGGAAGAAGGCAGGAUUGUGAAGCGUGGCUGGACGGAGGAUUCAGGGAAGAAGGGCAAAGAUGGAAAGGUCAAGAAAGAGGAGAAGAAGAUGAAGUUCAAGACGCUGGUGCCUCCAAAUGCUGUGCCUCUUGAGGGUGAUGCCGGAGACAAGAAGCCAAAGAAGGACAAGAAGGAGAAGAAGGAGCGGACAGAGGAAGAAAAGGUCGAGAAGGCUGCGAGAAGAGCGGCCAAAAAGGAGGCUCUUGUCAAGGAGUUUGCGAAUACUACGAAGCUCAACUUCCCCAACUCUGCCGGUGACAAGAAGACCAAGCAUUACGAAGAGGGCGUCGGUUGGGUGGACCAAGAAGGGAAUGUGGUCGAGCCAGAGCCGCCAAGCAAGAAGCGGAAACGUGAGAAGAGGGAGAAGAAGGAAAGAAAGGCUGCCGAAAAAGUCCCCACUCCAGAGCCAGAGCCAGAGCCAGAGCUGGAUGCAGAGUCAGAGUCAGAGUCAGAGGUGGAAGAUGCCGCUGCAGGCUCAAAGGCCAACGAAGAAGAUGUUAAGAUGGAGGAAGCGUCCGCUGAAACUGCCGACACUUCAUCUGAAAACGAGGCAUCCUCACCUGACAAGCCAGCCUCUGAUGACUCAGAGUCAGAUAACGACAGCCUUGACGACCAUCUAAACGAGGCAGAGUCCAACACCGUCUCGAAUGGCGCUACUACUCAACCCCGGAACGCAACCCCCACAGCUGUCGGUGAAGUCGUAGAGGAAGUUGAUGAGCUUGACACCGAGGUCGCCAGAGAGAUCCACCCACUCGAAGCACUCUAUAAACGUUCAGAGUCCAGACCCGCACCCAUCGAUACUUCCUUCAACUUCUUCUCUGCUGGAGCCGACGACGACGAGGACCCAGCCGUCGAGCAGCAAGUUCACAUUCCGCAGACCCCCCACACGAWGGAGGACCUCGAAUGGAGAAGUGUUCGCUCAGCGGCGCCCACACCCGAUACGGCUGCCAUCGGAAAGAAAUUCAACUUCCCUCCCACGGCCAUUGCGGAGGAGGAUGACGAUGAUGAGGACGAUGAGGUUGAGAAGGAGUUGGGAGAUGGAAAGGGCGAGGAAAGUGAAUUUCGAAAAUGGUUCUAUGCAAAUCGCGGAGACCUCAAUCGUGGAUGGAAGAAGAAGAGAAAGGAGGAAAGAAAGGUCGCGAGGCAGAGGGAGAAUCGGAGGGCGAGUAGGAGAGUCGCUUAG